AUGUGGGAAUUCACCUCUGGACAAAAACCAUUCGCUAAUCAACCAUAUGAUAUACAUUUAAUAAUGAAAAUUUGUGAUGGAUAUCGACCAGAUAUUACUGAAGAUACACCUAAAUGUUUUAAAGAAUUAAUGGUCCAAUGUUGGGAUAAUAAUUCAACUAAACGACCAACUAUUAAGGAAAUAUACCAAACUUUAUGCGACUGGAAAAACUCGGAAAAUAUGCAAUUUGAAGAAGCAGAAUCAAUUAGGAAGAAAAUUAUUAAAUCUUAUAAAGAUAAAAAAGCCGACAUGAAUUCUAUACAUUCAGAAGCUAUAUAUACAAGUCGUCCUUUAAAUAAUAUGAUUCAAGAAUCUAUUUCAUAUCAUUGUUCUAAACAAUCCAAAUUCGAUAUCAUGGCAGAUUUGUAG
Racocetra fulgida is the source of this 408-nucleotide messenger RNA. NCBI's taxonomy places the organism in Eukaryota, Fungi, Glomeromycota, Glomeromycetes, Diversisporales, Gigasporaceae. The record is from the annotation of a GenBank genome assembly.